UUUUGCUCCUUUCUCUGCCACCAAGAAUAAGAAUGCGAGGAAACCUGUCCCCCCCCCCCUCUCUCUCCUCCCAUCUCCCCUUUUCCUUCCCCGUAAACAUCGCCAAUCCGCAAUCAGACCAAACCUCCUCUGGAUUUUGCGAAGAAACGCCGAAAUCCAUCCACCCAGUUUUCCCGCGAGAUAAUUGGAAAUGGAAGAGGGAUUCUUGGAAUCAGGACCCUUCUCCCGCUCAUCCUCCUUCGGUGGGUUCGACGAAUGGUUGGUGUUGGUGAGGAAACGCAAUGGGAAGCCCUCCUCCUCGUCGUCGUCGUCUCUGCAGCAGCCGAGGCUGGGUGGCAUGGCUGCCCAAUCAUCCAUCAGUUCAGAAGGGCUAGAACUUGGUUACCCUUGCAUCAAUGUGAUGGACUCUAGCUUAUCUUACCAACUGCCAUCAGCAAGCCUAUGGGACAGGCUUGGGAAGGUUACUAUGAUGGACAUCGAGUCAAGUGACUUCAGCUGGAGCUCUCUCUCUUCACUGCACCACACAAAACAUAGUACUACCAGUACAGAACCCUGCGAGGAUGACACUAGCAGAAGUUUUGAGGUUACAGUAAAUUCUGGAGGAGUUGUUCUGAUUGCAUUGUUCAGAACAUCUGAAAAUGAUGACCUUCCUUCCAAAGAGGCUGCGGCGGUCAUCAAAAUUGCGCCUUCAAGGAUGGCCACUCAGUCGGAGCGUUUUGGCUAUGAACUUGCUAAAUGUCUCGGAGUGAGGACCCCACAGGGCAGAGUGAUACACAACUUCUCAUCCGAAUGGCAGCAAAUCAAGGACGCAGUUGAGAGCACUCGAGAUGCAGCAAUUUCUGUAGGUGAUGAGCUCGAGGAGAUGAUCUGCACUGAGAUGCUAGAGGCACUCGAACUGAGCCGAUGCCUGUUCCUGAUGAACUAUGUACACGGUUCCCCUCUGCUAGAGAACACAGUGCCAUUCGACUCACACGAUUCUGCUGCGAAAACCGCUGAAGCCUUGGGAAGGGUCUUGAUGCUGGACCUCGUGCUGAGAAACGAGGAUAGGCUGCGGUGCCGUUCCCUCGGCUGGCGAGGAAACUACGCAAACUUGCUCGUGGCCAACCGGGAAGCCUACGCGAAUCUCGACUCGCUGGACGACGCCUACGACUCUGCGAUCAUCCGGUACAAGCCGGAGAUCAUCAGGAGCCCCCAGAAGCAGAAGCCGAGGAGAGCGGUUUCGAUCAGCGGCAGCAUGGGCUCGGACGCCUCCGACCUCAUGAUGCUGGAUCAGUCCGACACAUACGACCGCACGAACCCUGAUCAGGUCUCCAGCUUCCGCAUCGUGGCGAUCGACUCCGGCGUCCCGCGCAGGCCGCCGGCGUGCAAGCGGGCGAGAGACCAGGAGAGCUACCCGAAGCUGGUGGAGCUCACGCUCAACAACUGGGACUACUCCUCCAACCUCCUCUUCGAGGUGUCGUUCGCGAGGCUCGGAGUUCCAGGGCCUGAAGAACUCGACGUCGUGCCGCCGUCUGAUCAUAUUCAUGGCCACCGUUCUGCUCCUCUCUCUGAAGGCGACAUGGCUGCAGCGGUGAAUUCCUUCCGGGGAGGCUUCCGCAGUGCCCUGAGGGACCUUCAGAGGUUCCACAUCUUCCUCGUCACGCUCUACCAGAAGCUGGAUGGCCUGCUGAAGAUCUUCUUCAACCUCAUGGACAGAGGGCUGAACGAGAGUGACAGGGAGGAUGCUGGCCCAUCUGAUUCGCCGUUGUAUCCCGUGGAGACGCAGAUGGAGUCCAGUGACGGUGAAGUUCCGAGGCACAUGCAUCGGCCUUGCCGUACUUUGUCCCGGGAUAACUUCGACCUGUCGUCUCCUGCCAGCCGGGAGAGCUUUAUGAUGAAGAACUUCAAAGGAAACGGCGAUGCUUCCCGUGGCUUGCGGCUGACGAUGAAACUACGGGAUUUUAACAAGUGUGCUAAGGCAGACAGUGAACUGAGCAAAGAAAUAGAACAGUGGAAUGAGAUGCUGAGGACUGAUGUUGUCAAAUUGUGUCAAGACAACAACUUUAAUACAGGUUUCUUUGAAGGAAUAGAUAAUAGCAUUGCUGUUGAUGCUUAUGAAUUGAAGGUUCGACUUGAGCACAUCCUUGAGAGGAUAUCACUAAUUUCUGAUGCUGCAAGCACUGAGCGUCCCUCUCAGAUCACGGAUUACUUGUUCAUUGGUGGUGCUCUCGCUGCUCGGUCAACAUAUACACUUCAACACCUUGGCAUAACCCAUGUGUUAUGCCUGUGUGCAAAUGAAAUUGGGCAGGCAGAAUCUCAGCAGCCAGGUGUUUUUGAUUACCGGAAUUUCUCAAUUAAUGAUGAUGAAAAUGCAGACAUCAGUGAUGUCUUCAAAGAUGCUUCAGAUUUCAUUGAUUAUGUCGAGCACCUAAACGGCAAAGUACUUGUCCAUUGUUUCGAGGGGAAAAGUCGGAGCGCAACGGUUGUUCUUGCUUACCUGAUGCUGCGAAAAAAUUUCACUCUUGCGAAGGCAUGGAACAUGCUGAAGAAGGUGCACCGGCGAGCGCACCCCAACGACGGCUUCGCCAGGGUGCUGCUGGAUCUCGACAGGAAGCUGCACGGCAAGGUCUCCAUGGAGUGGCACCACAGGAGGCCCGCGAUGAAGGUGUGCCCCAUCUGCGGCAAGAACGCCGGGCUCAGCAGCAGCUCGCUCAAGCUGCACCUGCAGAAGGCGCACCGCAAGAUCUCGUCCGGGAGCGUCGACACCGCCAUGACGCUGGAGAUACAGAAGGCGAUGGAGGCCAUCAAGGCCGGCCGCGCCGGCGGCGACAGCCCCACGCAGAACCCAUGAGAACGCUAGGUACACCUGAAAUUUUUGGCCAAAUUACAUAUAUCUAGAACAUGGUUUAUGCAGUGAGAUGUCAGAAAAAAAAAAGAUGAUAAGCGUGAUUCGGAAAAUUUUUCGGUUUUACCUUUACAACUUCCUCACCUGCUGCAAAAGUUCCCUUUUGUGGCUGCCGAGUGAAAGAGCCUCUGCCAGUUGUUUGACAUGUUGGGACAGUUUACUCAUUUUUAGGAAAAAUAAAUGUAGCAAGACAAAAACUGAUGAGAUUUUCCCUGAAGAA
Molecule: messenger RNA, 3104 nt
Organism: Oryza brachyantha (malo sina)
Lineage: Eukaryota; Viridiplantae; Streptophyta; Magnoliopsida; Poales; Poaceae
Product: dual specificity protein phosphatase PHS1-like
Exons: 10
Coding region: 191-2830 (879 amino acids)
Biological process (GO): protein dephosphorylation; response to abscisic acid; cortical microtubule organization
Molecular function (GO): protein tyrosine/serine/threonine phosphatase activity
Source: RefSeq, a predicted model, not a curated record